AUGGUCGAAACAAUCAAAAUCGAAACAACAACAAUACCUAUAACAACAACAACAAUACUCGCUAACCUCCUCAUCCUACCUCUUCUUUCUCUUCCUCUGCCUAUUCUUCUGCCUACUCUUCUACUUCGCCAUCUUCUUCUCAACCUCCUUCCCGUCGCCCCACUCGUUGUCACCAGACUGGCAGGGUGAGUCCGCUCACUCUGGCAGCCUGGAAUGUUCGUUCCCUUUUAGACAAUCCGAGGAGCAACCGACCGGAACGAAGGACAGCGCUAGUGGCACGGGAACUGGCGCGCUACAAGGUGGACAUCGCCGCACUCAGCGAGACCCGAUUCUCCGAACGAGGCUAACAGGAGGAGGUGGGUGCCGGCUACACCUUCUUCUGGAGCGGUCGACCCAGGGCAGAGCGACGGGACGCGGGUGUCGCCUUCGCCAUUCGGAACGACAUCGUGGGACGACUGCCCUGUUUGCCGCAGGGCAUCAACGAUCGCCUGGUGAGCCUCCGUCCGCCUCUCUGGGGAGGCAAAUUCGCCACCAUCAUCAGCGCCUACGCUCCGACGAUGACCAACCCCGACGCCGUCAGAGACUAAUUCUACGAGGACCUGCACGCCCUCUUGGCGACUGUGUCGAAGGCGGACAAGUUGAUUGUCCUUGGUGACUUCAACCCCCGCGUCGGUACAGACCAUACUGCCUGGAGAGGAGUGCUGGGUCCCCACGGUCUCCGCGGCUCAAACGACAAUGGUCUGCUGCUUCUCCGCACCUGCGCAGAACACCGCCUCAUCCUGACGAACACCUUCUGUCUGCCGGAGCGAGAGAAGGCCACCUGGAGGCAUCCACGGUCGCGCCAGUGGCACCUGCUGGACUAUGUCCUCGUCCGUAGGCGAGAUCAGCGGGACAUGCUGGUGACAAAGGCGAUCGCGGGCGCUGACGGGUGGACCGACCAUCGCCUCGUCAUCUCGAAGAUGCGUAUUCGCCUACAGCCUCGCAGGAGACCACAAGGUAAGCGACCCCCAGGUAAGCUGAAUGUUGCCUUGUUGUCUUGCCCGCUCACCAUCUUCAUUUCAGCAAUGAGCUAGCCCAACGGCUAGACAACCUUCCUAUCGCUGCCGACGCCGCCGCUGCUGAGAACGCCUCCGUGGAGAACCGCUGGUGUCAACUGCGAGACACGGUCCAGUCGACGGCGCUCGCCGUCCUUGGUCGCGCUCCCCGCAAGCACCAGGACUGGUUCGACGACAACGACGCCGCCAUCAGAAAUCUGCUUGCUGAGAAUAACCGCCUACACAAAGCCUACGUAGAUCACCCCACUGAUACCACCAAAGCUGCCUUCUACCGCAGUCGCCGUCAACUUCAGCAACGACAGCGCGAGAUGCAGGACGCCUGGACUGCUCGCAAAGCUGAGGAGAUCCAAGGGUACGCGGACCGCAACGAAUGGAAGAACUUCUCCGCGAUCAAAGCUGUCUACGGUCUGCCGACGAAGGGCACUGCUCCUCUCCUCAGCGCCGACGGCAACACUCACCCCACUGAGAAGACGCAAAUCCUACAGCGAUGGGCCGAGCAUUUCCGAGUCGUCCUCAACCGCCCCUCGUCAUCUCCGACGCCGCCAUCGAGCGUUUGCCGCAAGUGGAGACCAACGUCGGCCUCGACCACCCGCCAUCUCUCCAGGAGACCAUCAGGGCCGUGCAGCAGCUCUCCAGCGGGAAAGCACCCGGAUCGGACCCAAUCCAUGCAGAGGUCUACAAGCACGGAGGUCCCCAACUGAUGGAUCACCUGACUGCGUUCUUCCAAGAGAUGUGGCGUCAAGGUGAAGUCCCGCAAGAUUUCAAAGACGCAACCAUCGGGCAUCUCUACAAGCGCAAAGGGAAUCGCCAAUUCUGCGACAAUCACCGCGACAUCUCCCUGCUGAACAUCGCCUGGAAGAUAUUCGCCGCAUCCUUCUCAACCGCCUCAAUAACCAUCUGGAGCAGGGCCUUCUGCCGGGAAGCCAAUGCGGCUUCCGUCGUCAUCGUGGGACCACGGAUAUGA
Spirometra erinaceieuropaei is the source of this 2019-nucleotide messenger RNA. NCBI's taxonomy places the organism in Eukaryota, Metazoa, Platyhelminthes, Cestoda, Diphyllobothriidea, Diphyllobothriidae. The record is from the annotation of a GenBank genome assembly.